This is a messenger RNA of Saitoella complicata NRRL Y-17804, 609 nucleotides long. RefSeq lists its product as uncharacterized. Lineage: Eukaryota; Fungi; Ascomycota; Saitoellomycetes; Saitoellales; Saitoellaceae. The record is from RefSeq and is a predicted model, not a curated record. The transcript has 2 exons. Bases 1 to 609 code for a protein of 202 amino acids.
AUGCCUCCUAGGAAGCUGAGAGGAGCAGCCAAACAAUCACUUCAGCUCAGGGCUUCAAGCCGCACCCCCAAACCCCCGCCUAGGCUCGAGGAUGAUUUGCGGUCAAGCCCUCCAUCAAAACCACCCGCCAGGGUUAAACGUACCAAAACAGUCAUUGAUCUCGAAAUCGAAGACCCAGCUCCUGAACUUGUGAGUCAAUACGAUGAUUUCAUGGUUCAGGUUAUCGUUACUAGGGAGCCGAAAUUUAGGUAUGCCCAAGGACCCUUCAUGGUCAACCCCCUGAAAGAAUGGGACUUUGUUCAACCACUAUUGCUCGAUCUCGCCCUCGAGGAGUCGCGUCAGGACCCUGUGGUCAAAGAGGGCAUCAACAUUCACUCCCUUACUCCCUACAUUCAAUGGAAAGUUGUACGCGGUCGUUCCAAGGAUGCACCAUGGUGUCGACUACGGCACCCCCUCGACUGGGAAGCAUUCAUUGAGGCCGUCAACACUGAGCGCAUGGUACCUAAGAUCGAGUGGACAGCUUUCAUUCAAAUCGAUACGCGCUUCGUACCGCAAAUCCAGUCUCUCGCCCGUACCGAAGACCUCGAAACUCCCACUAGCAACAACUAG